AUAGUUUUAAUUAAAAGUGAUUCAAACAACCUAUAGUAAAAUGUCUGGAUAAAGAAAAUUUCUUGGUGUUAAAAUGUUGUUUUUAAAAUUCGUUUGCUUGUUCUACGUACUACAAAUCCCACAUAUUUCGGGAGCCGAAGUACGCCUUGUCGGUGGGCGUACACCAUAUAUGGGAAGGUUGGAAGUACGAAACAGUAACAAAGGUCAAUGGGGAACCGUUUGUGACGACCAAUUUGAUAAAAAGGAGGCAGCAGUGGUAUGCCGAAUGCUCGGGUUUCGAAAUACUAAAUACGCAGUAAAUAUAUCUUCAUCAAAAUACGGAAAAGGCAUAGGUCCCAUACAUUUAGAUGAUUUGAAAUGUGCUGGGAAUGAGACUGACAUACUGCAAUGUGAACCUAAUACUUGGGGAGCCAGCAACUGUGACCAUGAGGAAGACGUUGGCGUGAACUGUCAGACUCCUCUCCGGCUUGCUGGCGGAGCUACAGCUCAUUCUGGACGAUUAGAAAUUCAGAACAAUGCUAGUUGGCAAACAUAUUGUUAUGACAAUUUUGAUGAAAAGACUGGGAAUGUAAUCUGCAGGAUGUUAGGAUUUAGUACGGGAAACGUAGAAAUCAAAUCAACCAAUGGACUUGAGAAUGCAGAUGAUCUGUUUGCGAAACAACUGUCCUGUAAUGGCACAGAAAAUGAUCUUACACAGUGCAAGUGGCUGGAACAUUCUUGUACAAACAAAACUAUUGUCGAAAUAAAUUGCCGAACUAACAUUCGCUUGAAAGACGGCCCUCACAAUCAAUCAGGAAGAGUUGAAGUGUAUUUUGAGGACCGAUGGGGAACAUUGUGUGACGAAUUUUUUGAUGACAACGCAGCCAGUGUUAUAUGUAGAAUGCUUGGUUACAAUCCAAAGUUUGCAAAAGGUUACGGCAGGUCACGUUAUGGCGGAGGCGUUGGUGAUAUAAUUGUUGAUAGCCUGCGGUGCUCUGGGAGUGAAACCGAUAUAUCAGAAUGCAAAUCAAAACAGUGGGGCUCUCAUACCUUAUGUAAUCGCAAUGAAACAGCCUCCGUGAAAUGCGCAACGCAAUUAAGACUUGCUGACGGGCCAACUUCAUUUUCUGGACGUCUGGAGAUCAAGUCAUCUGGCGUUUGGAACACGAUAUGUGAUGAGGAUUUUAACUUAAAUGCAGCACGGAUUGUAUGUAAAAUGCUCGGAUUUGAAAGAGGAAAUGUCAGCAUUCAUAAUGGGGCGUAUUAUGGCAAAGGAUUGUACGACAUUGUUGACUAUGGUUUGAAGUGUAACGGCAAUGAGUCUGAUAUAGCAGACUGCAUUCAUACCACAAAAGCAAAUCAUUGCAACCACAGUCGGGAUGUUGGUGUAAAUUGCUAUUCUAAAACUCCCGUAAGGCUAGUUGGUGGGCCUACGCCUUAUUCUGGACGAGUGGAAGUAUAUUCUCAAGAGCAAGCCAUUUGGAAAGGCGUCUGUCUAGACAACUUCACAACGAAUGGCGCUGUGGUACUUUGUACAAUGAUUGGUAAACCAAAUAGAAAUCCGACUGUCCAUAAUGCGACAAAUCUUUACAACUACACCAUACGCGGAGAUGCAGUUACUCAUUUAAUGUGUGCUGGCCAAGAAAGGGAUAUAACUGAUUGUAGAUCUAAACAACAAUGGAAUGAUUCUUCUUGUUCUUACCCCAACUAUGCUGGUAUUAACUGUGAACCGGUUACACCGAUCCGUCUCAUAGACGGCCCUUCGAUAAAAGCAGGAAGAGUUGAAGUCUUAUUCAAUGGAACCUGGGGAAGUGUUUGUUCUAGUGGACUGACAUCAAACGAUACAAGUGUCAUGUGUCGUAUGUUAGGAAACAGUGGUCUGUCAUAUGUCCUCAAAGAUGAUGAAUAUCUACAACAGAAUGCUAACAUCACAAUAAGCGAUUUAAAUUGUAAUGGCGGUGAAAAUGAUAUAUCAGAUUGUAAGGCAACUCAGUGGCAACAAGCUGACUGCAGUAGUAACAGGGCUGUCGGAAUAGCUUGCAAAAGUGCAAUUCGGCUAACAAAUGGCUCAGACGAGCGCUCUGGGCGUGUUGAAAUCCAGAAAAAUGGAACAUGGUGGACUAUUUGCGCAGAUAGUUUCGAUACAAAUGCAGCUAAUGUGACAUGCAGAAUGGCUGGAUUUAGAUUCUGGAAUGCAUCCGUUCUCUCCAAUUCCGUGUUUGGUCUCGGAUCUGGCUAUACUUUGAUUCAUAAUAUUUCAUGCAGAGGUGAUGAAGAGGAUCUAGCAUCAUGCGUUUCUUCUCCUUGGAACAAAACGAAGUGUAGAAGUCAUCAAGUGGCUACAGUUCAUUGUCGAGUUCAAAAAACGCCGCUACAUUUAGUCAAUGGUGACACACCCUAUUCUGGACGUGUAGAAGUCUUUCACAACAACAACUGGGGUACUGUUUGCGAGAAGGGAUUCACAAAAGCCGACGCAGAAGUCGUAUGUCAAACAACCGGGCAUUACGUAUCAACGGAUCUGGCCAUAGUAAUAGACAAAUACGAUUCUGGAUACACACCAUACAAUGUGAUGAUAAGAAAUUUGACAUGUAUCGGCAAUGAAUCUGACAUUUCGCUGUGUUCAUCAAGUGACUGGGACUCUGGAUACGAAAACUGUCCUUACAGUGGUUCCUAUCAAAGUGUUGGCGUUAAUUGCUUAACACCAAUCAGACUCGUUGGCGGUCGCACAAAAUAUAUGGGAAGAGUUGAAGUUACUCACAAUGGCAGAAGUGGCUCAGUCUGUAAUGAAAACUUCACGGACGAAAACGCAAAGAUAAUUUGCUCUAUGCUUGGAUAUAAUUUCACGAAUGUAUAUAUUUGGCAAAACGAAACGUUCAAAACAAAAUCAACAACUCCGCCUGCAUUAGUGGGAGGGCUAAAAUGUAUUGGAAACGAAAAAGAUAUACAGCAAUGUGCCUCCGAAGAAUGGGAUCAAGCAAACUGUUCACAAAUGGAUGCCGUCGCCGUAAAUUGCAAUACCCCAGUUAAACUGAUUAGUGGACCAAAUUGGCGUUCAGGUCUUGUGAAAACCUUUAUCUAUGGGAAUUGGACUGGCAUGUGCUAUACUGGUGACGAGUUAGACAAACUGAAUGCCAAAGUUGUGUGCAGGAUGAUGGGGCUCAGUACAAGUAAUAUCACAGUGUCCAAAAGAAGUGGAGGAAAUCAAAUGCACGCAAAUGUUACGUGUAAUGGAACAGAAGACGAUAUAUCUCAAUGUAAAAAUCAGCACUGCAUUUGUCUAUCCAGAAAACUUCUUGCGAUAACAUGUGAUAGUAGUAUCCAGCUCCUGUAUGGAAGAACAGACUACAUGGGAGUCGUAUCGGUACAGCUCCAUGAUAUAUAUGGAGCUAUUCAAAGUAUUGAAGAUGAUAUGACAGCUGGUGUUAUAUGUAGAUCCUUAGGAUAUAAUUUCACACGAAACAGCAAAGUACAGUCAAGUAAUGACUUUAGAAUAAACCGAUGCAGAACUAACAACAUACUUCGCCUUGUUUGUGAAGGAAAUGAAACUGAUGUAAUGGAUUGUAAGAAUAGUUAUUGGGAUAACGGUGGAUCUUGUCAAUAUCCAACCUCCGGUGUAAAUUGUCAAACACCAAUUCGCUUGGCAAAUGGGUCUAAGUACCAGCAUGGAAGAGUAGAAAUUAAACAGAAUGGUAACUGGUAUCCAGUUUGUAGCACUGAUUUCACAUUGCAAGAUGCUUAUGUGGUAUGCCGUAUGCUUGGUCAUAGACAUUUCAAGGAUGCCAAACUUGUUCAAUCUGGUGCCAAGGAAAGUGGUAAUUAUGUCAAAGGAAAUCUUCAGUGUAAUGGCAGUGAAGUAGAUAUAUCACAGUGUUCAUAUGACGAAAAAGUCUCACCCUGUCCUUCUGGCAAACCGGCAUAUAUCGAUUGCAAAACUUCUGUCAGAUUAGUUGGUGGUCCGACUCUGUACAAAGGUCGCCCGGAGAUAUUCACGGAUGGCAAAUGGGGCCCUAUUUGUGCAAAUAGCAACAGUUACACAUACGCAGUAUUAUGCAAGAUGCUAGGAUUUAAUGACGUAGGGGCAAUUAGUCACAACGGGGAUCGCUACAGCAAUAAAACGUUUGAUUCCUUGGAGUAUCCAGUCACUGGCCUUAUGUGCAACAGCUAUGGAAUAGAAGAUGAUAUAUCAGAAUGUAAAUCAAAUGAAUGGAAUUCUGUGUCGAACUGUUACUACAACAAUCCCCUUGAAAUUGAAUGCAAUACACCCGUCUCUCUCCAAGGAGGGUCGAACCGAAAUAUUGGAUGGGUUCGAGUAAACAACAGAAAUACAAUAAGAGGUAUCUGCGGAGAUAAUUUCACACUUGACAACGCUGAUGUCAUCUGCCGGAAAAUUGGUUCGGAAACAUACGGGAAUGCAACAAUCUAUUACGGGAACAAGUUCGGUUCAAAUUACAAUCCGAUCGUAGGUCUUCAAUGUCUUGGUAAUGAAACUGACUUACAAGAAUGCAAAUCUUUUCCUUGGACAUCAUCAAGCCGAUGCAGUGACUCCAAUGACACAGUCGCUAUUAAUUGUCGUCCACACACGCCGAUUAGGCUCAACGGAACAGUAUCAUCUGGCUUGGUAGAAUUUAGCAACAAUAACCGUUGGGGUACUAUAUGUAACGAAAAUUUUGAUGUUAAAGAUGCGAGUGUUAUAUGCAAAAUGCUUGGCUUCAAAAUAGGAGAAGUCGGGGAGCCGAUUUUAACCAAUAAGUCUGAUGUGUUAAUAAGGAACUUAAAAUGUACCGGGACAGAAAAUGAUAUCUCAGAAUGCGGACCUAGUGGUUCUUGGUAUAACUACAAAACAUCGUGUAGUGGUGCUGACCAAAGAAAAGCAACGGUAAAAUGUUCAAAUAAAAGGGUUCGUUUAGUUGGUGGAGUGAACGAUUAUAUUGGCAGAGUGGAAUUCCAGUUUAUCGGAAUCUGGGGUACAGUAUGCGAUGACCAUUUCGAUGCUAAUGAUACUGAAGUGGUGUGCCGACAGAUCGGCCUGCAGGAGAAAAAUGCAACUAUAUACAACAACUCCCGAUUUGGCAAAAUGAACAGUGCACUGACGGUAGAUGAUUUGCAAUGUAAAGGUGACGAAAAUGAUCUUGAUGAAUGUGGUUCUUACCCUUGGAAAGUUCAUAGCUCUAGAUCAUGCGUUUCUUAUCACAGAGAUGUUGGUGUCAAUUGUAGACCAAAAACUCCAAUAAGACUCGUACCUGGAAAAUACAAGGGUCGUCUUGAAGUUAUGUACAGGGGAAAGUAUGGGACUGUGUGUGACAGAGACUUUGAUCUUCUGGAUGCUCAAGUAGUUUGUAGGACUUUGGGUCACAAUACAAUGAGCGUUGGUUUCAAGAACCAUGCAUUUUAUGGAAAAGGAACGGGAGAUAUCGUUAUAUCAAAUCUACAGUGCAGUGGUACGGAACCUGACAUCUCAAACUGCAACACACCUUACCGGUGGGCAUCUCCACAUGCAUUUUGCAAGCAUGACAAUGAUGUUUCUGUACAAUGUGACACGCCAGUGCGUCUCCGCGGUGGAUGGACAGCUUAUGAUGGACUGGUUGAAGUUUAUAUAAAUGGUUCCUGGAAGGCGGUCUGUCGUCAUGGAUUUUCCCAAAAGGACGCAAAAGCAAUCUGCAGUAUUACAGAGUUAAGAAAAGAUUAUGAUAGCCGAAAGAACAUAUCAAUCCACGAUGGAAGGUUCUAUGGUCUGGAGAGCAACUUUGUUUCUCUGAGUUCUCUAGGAUGUAAUGGAAAAGAAGAUGACUUAUUUGCAUGCGGUUCUGCGGAGUGGACGAAAGCAAUCAAAUCUUGCAAUACACAAGACAACGUUGCUGUCAACUGCCGGCCAGAAACAUAUAUAAGGCUUGUUAACAAAACUGGAAGUAAGAUAAAUCUCGAAGGGCGUGGAAAGCACGCUGUGUCAGGGCGAAUUGAACUGUUCUAUAAACAUAGUUGGGGCACUAUCUGUGAUGACCAGUUUGAUGAAAGUGAUGCUUUAGUUCUUUGUAGAAUGCUUGGGUUUACUGUUGGUAAAGUCUAUCGGACAAAUGGCGCCGACGGCAUGGGACAGGGUAAUGGUAGUAUUUUGAUUGAUGAUCUUAAUUGCAUUGGUACGGAGGAUGACAUUUCUGAGUGUAGAUCAAGGGAAUGGGGAGUCCAUAACUGUGAACAUUCUGAAGACGUUGCAAUUACUUGUGAUUACAUAGAAAACAUUGAUCCAUGCAAACCAAAGGAAAACAUCAGACUACCAAACCUUGAAGUUCGCUAUGCUAAUAUACAUACUGCUGAACUGCAAAGGAGAUAUAAUGAUUCUAAAUUGCCACUUCGGUGGUAUAAUGUUGGAAACAAUACCUUUCCUGAAAAAGCUCAGUUAGACCACUGUGGAACUCACUUUCCAAUAUACAGCAAAGACCAAGUGCCCGACCAAAUAGAUCCAGUCACUAUUAAAGCGACUCAAGUAGGAAAUUCAAGUGUGAAUUACGAAAUACUCGCAAAACACUGCAGCAACGGUGAUUACGUUUACAGACUUGGCCCAACUCACAACGAUCAAAGUGGAUACUGUUUUGGUAUCGGAUCUAAAGAACCCCCGCCAAACUUCGUUGCGAAAAAGGUUUCUGUAAUACUGAAGGCUAAUAAUGAAACUGUUUCCUUUCAAUGCAAAUUUGAACUACCAGAUAAAAACGGGAGCCAUCUCUUUUAUCAAGUCCAGUGGAUUAUAACAGGAAAUUAUGAUGCAAUUCUAACAAAACAGUAUUAUGAUAGAACUAGGCUUGAUGAAUUAGAUCUCACUGACAAAGAUUUUGAAGACAACAAUAUUGGACUUGGUGUGAAUAUAACUUGUGCAGUCAGAGCAUUCAAAAAACCAAAAGGACAGCCAGGUCCGCUUUCAAGUUUUUCUAAGCCAUACUUUGCUGGAUUUAUUAUUCGCAAUCCUGAAAUUAGUCUUAGAAAAGGUGAGACAAAAGCAAUAGAAGUCGUCAACAGAGUGCCAUUAUUUUGCCCUGGAUUCCCAGAUUUUAUAUGUAACGUGCAAUUACAACACAUGAUACCAAAUGAUGACAAAUGUUCCAGUAAAGGAUCUUUCUCAGAAAGAUCCUGUGUGACGAUACUUUCGAAGGAUUCAUAUAACAAUGUCUCAACCGUUAAAAUCACUACUUCUGAGACUGGACAAUACGGCGUGUAUGGACAUUUUAAAGUGAACUUGGUUUACAAUCCGAAUAAUGUCCUUCCCAUCGGCUUGCCAAAAAUCUGGCAAAAAAGAUAUAAAUUGCCGACUGUAAAUGUUGAAGUUUUUCCAGAAGAAGACAGGUCCUGGCGGAAAACGAUAUGUAGUGCUAGAAACGACCCACAUAUGCAAACGUUCGACAACACACGAUAUGAACACCAUGCAAAUGAAGGUGAAUACAUUCUAUACAGACACGUUAAUUUUAAAAAUGUGGAGAUACAGCAUAAAAUUGCCUCCUGUACUGGAUUAACUUCACCUGCAAAGUGCAACUGUGGUGUAGCCGUUCGCGCCGGGGGCGACGUUUAUGUAAUAAACGUUUGUGACAGAUUAUUAGACAUUGGAUACAAAAGAUGCGGAGACAAAGCCUUGACAGUAAAAAAAGACAAUGACUUUACAUAUACAAUAUAUUUACCAUACGGAACAGCAGUAAGAGCCAGGAUAGAUAACCAACCUUGGAUGGGCAUGGAAGGCGGCAAAAUCCUUGAUAUUACUGUGUUGCCAUCCGUUCAUGAUAAUGCAAAUAGUACAGGUCUAUGUGGAUCUUUGAAUAAAAAUGGAACUGAUGAUUUCAAGCACAGAUACCACGGAAGCAUCUUAAGUAAUGAAACAGUAAAUGUUUUUAUAAAUAGCUGGAAAGCUACAUCUGAGGAGAGUUUAUUUUCGUCAUCAAAUGUACAAAAAAUGCAACUAGACAGAUGGGUUUUCCCCUCAUGUAUGUGCCAACAUGAAUCUAUAAAAGCGCAUGCUAUAACAACAUGUGAUAGGAGUGUUGCUGAAUGCACUCCUGGUGCCCAGACGGGAGAACACAGCUGUGGAGGUUUGUCUUCUGCACGUACGCGAAGGUCAGUUUCAAGAAGACCAAAUAUUCCUAUAGUCAGACAGACAUCGCAUUAUUCCAAGGUUCGUCAGCAUCACCUAAAGAAGAGAAACAGUGAAAGUGAAGGAGACGGAAUUGUUUGGACGCAAGCUUCAGCUGAAAAACAUUGUAAUGAUUACUUUGAUUCAUUGAAGGCAUUUGAUCUUUGUUCUAAAUUGCCAGCAACACAUACACAUAUCUCUGUUGCAAACUGUGCUUUAGAUAUACAGCUAACAAACAACACAGAGUGGACAUCAAUAUCACGCCAGUCAAUGCAGGAUACAUGCACCACAGAAAUCCAUAGAAAUGCAAGCGUGAGACAACAAGUAUUUGCGGAAGUUACGAAAGUUACGAACACGUCGUCUCCUACCUUGGCAAAAAACACAAAUGCCACGACUCCAUCCCAAGUUGAGAUUCAAGAAAUAGAACAUAUUGAAAAAUUAGUUCAAGAAAUAAAGGAAAUAACUUGCUUAAACAAUUGCUCUGGAAAUGGACUCUGUGAAAAUGGCAUCUGCAAGUGCGACGAACACUUCGGGGCAUCUGACUGUUCGCUUGAUGUUAAGACGGCACCUCGUCUUGUUGGUUUAAUUGACAAUGGGAUGUGUGAUGAAAAGGAUGGAAAGUGUACACACACUUACGUAUUUGGGGAAGUCUUUUUCGGAUCAAAUGUAACAUGUCGACUGCGGAAGUUCACCUUUGGUGUCGGCGAAUCAGUCCAACUUAGUGAUAAAGAAUUUAACAUUCACGGGAGAGCAGACACCCUUAUUGAGGCAUGGUGUCCGAUAGAACAUAUUCGGGAAAAGCGAUCCGUUUCAAGGGACCAACCGUCUGAAUUUGCAUUUGGCUAUCAAGUUUCAGUUAGUAACGAUGGAAAGAAUUUUCCUGAUGACCCAUUGAAUCUCUACAUAUAUGACUCGACGUGCCAGACAUUCGAAAACAAAACGUCAACUGAAAUCAUGACUUUUAAUCUUAGAGUUGGGCACUGUUUUAUCGAGGGUUCGUGUGUAUAUAACGGAACUUUGAAUGUCCAGAAGACGAUGAUAUGCGAUACUAGAGUUUCAAACUACAGCUGGACUCCAAUACCAACAACGACCCUUGCCCCUGCAACAACUCACACAGCUACAAUAACUAGGACAACUACGAAAUCUGGGGGAGCUGCUGAUACAGAAACGUUCCAUAUAGAAAUACGUAUAGAUAUUACCCUUAGUAGUGCAGAAAGUCUUAAAGAUUCUACCAUUCAUCAACGAUAUUCAAAAGAGACAAAAACCGCUCUUAUGCAAUAUUAUCGACCGAUACUUGGCUUGGGAUUGAAGAAUAUCAUCAUUAAUUCCCUAGAGUCAGGCAGCUUGAAAGUUCAGCAUGCUGUUAUUGUACAGAAAGAUGAUUUUGUUGUGAAAGCUUUGUCAGUUGCAGUAGCAAAUUUUACACGUGGAGCGAAACUUGAGAUGUUUGGAACCGGUUAUUCUGUAAGCGAUGUAAAAAUAGAAGACACAAGAGUUGGAAAAGAGUCGGACAAAUACCAAAGGCUCCUCCUUUGUGAAAGUUAUACCAGUUUACGUCCUUGCGAGAAACAUGAAAGUUGUGUACUGGAGAAAGGUUCCCCUACAUGCAAAAGAACAGGCGAUUCAGUGGUUGACCAAGGGAAAAUGAAUAAGAUAAUAAUAAUCUCGUCGACAGUAGGAGGUGUAUUGAUGAUCAUCGUAUUUGCCCUUGUGGUAACAAUUUGUUGUAAUAGGAAGAAAUACAAGAAACACGUAGAAAACCACAAACGAACCACCGAGCAAAACGAGUAUCACGAUAUGAAUGACACAGAAAUGGUCCAAAUACCUCGAGCGAAACACAAUUACGGUAGAAGCAGAGGGCAUACAGCAGACCAGGACAACCAAGCUUAUCAACGUGACGAUGGAGAUUCUGCUUUCGCAAAUACAACAAUUAAUUCUAGAUUAACGUCAGGAUCAUACCAUGAAUCCAAGGACGGUUAUAUCUAUUACACUGGAAAAAACUGAUUGAACAAGAAGAAUUCACGUUGACCAUGCGGAUAAUAUGAUUCUAAAUGUCUUACAAUUUAUAUUUGUUUCGACUUUACCCACGUACCUCUUGAUUUAUCAUAAUGAACUAUUGAUAGAUUAAUAGCACUCAUACUAUUCUUUUUUGUCUCUAUACUAUAUAUAUUAUAUUAUGGCCUGUUUGAUCUUAAGACUGCUAUGAGCGAAUAUGCAUUUAUAUCAAUAAAGACAAUGAUCAAAUGUGAUAGAAAAAAGCAGCCAGCAGCUCAGUCUUCUCGAAUCAAUACCCUACUCAACAGUGUAUAUUUAGGUGAGACUAAGAUAUCCAGGAACGGCAACACUACAAGCCAAGUAACGCUCUAUAUUAACAUGAUUAAAAAGAUCCUUCAUUUUUUUAUCAAUUUGCAUAAUUAAAUUCUUUACCAUCGAUUUUGUUGCAACUUAUAGCAUAAAAUGCAAAUGAAUUAAAUAACGUAAGUAUUUGGAUGUUAUGUUCAAAUCGCUUCGCUAAUCAGUUUGUUAUCAUAACCUUUAUGAUUGCUAAUAAACCAUGGUUCAAAAGAA
This is a messenger RNA of Mercenaria mercenaria, 10654 nucleotides long. RefSeq lists its product as uncharacterized. Lineage: Eukaryota; Metazoa; Mollusca; Bivalvia; Venerida; Veneridae. The transcript has 61 exons. Gene Ontology annotation, cellular component: membrane. The record is from RefSeq and is a predicted model, not a curated record. The coding region runs from base 74 to 10090 and encodes 3338 amino acids.